AUGACGAUUGCACCACUUAAUUGGGGACGUAUUGGAUUAUCACAUUGGUUCGGAUCAACUCAUCGAGUUGACGGUUGCAUCUUAUGUCACAGAACGUCAAAAUCCAUGGAAAUUGAUAAAUUUUAUUUACAAAAGGAACAGAAGACCGGAGAAAAUCUCUUGUUAUUACGGGAAGUUAGCACAUUUCAAGACAUAGCUGUACAGAACUUCGUAAUAAUCGAACGCAAUGAUGUAAGAUAUCCUGCUCAAGUUCUUGAAAUCGAUUUGGUGGAAGAAAAUCUGCUGAUCCAAUCGUACAAGUCGCCGUUUCCAAUUCAAUCGCAUUACACAACUUUAGUAAAAUUCAGAAAAAAUCUGAAUAUUCAUUUACAAGACGUCAUAGCAUGUUUGUUAGUUGAACCGACUGUCGGUAGACGUGGACAACUGACACUAUCAAGGGAACAAUUUAUAUAA
Molecule: messenger RNA, 453 nt
Organism: Rotaria socialis
Lineage: Eukaryota; Metazoa; Rotifera; Eurotatoria; Philodinida; Philodinidae
Source: the annotation of a GenBank genome assembly